GUGGAAGAAGAAGACAAACAGCUGGUGGGGCAGAGUUGCCAGAUGGUUUCAUAAAAUUGUUUGCGUUUUCCGGUAGUAUCGAAUACAAUUUGAAUUAACUUCCAUCUCUACUUCUCGCACAUGUUGAAAACAUAAAUAAAACAAUAAAGAAAUGCACAAACGACGAACUGCCAAGUCCAUAAACAAACCACCGCCAAUCCAGGGAGCUGUAAAGAAGACCACACCGGCUGCGGAACCUGAGAUCCCCGCGGACAUCCUCACCCAGUUCGAAGUGGAGCUCUGCUGGUGCGUGCACCAGUUGCAGGAUGCCCUCAGCGGGGGAAAACUGAGCCAGAAAGUGGCCGAGGACACCGCCAAGAACUUAAAGAUCCUCACCAGCCCGAAAGCCCCGCUCAUCCAGAAGCGCCAGGUGAUGAAACUGUCCCUGGGAGACUACCGAGCUAAAAUGCAGAAGGAGGAGCAGAAAAUGCAACUGGCCGCCAAGGAAAUUAAGUUUACUCCCACCAGUGAGACAGUCAAAAAGUCAAGCUUCGUUAAAAAGUCCGCGCUCCUCACAUCCGGAAGUGAUUUCCGCUUCAACUUUUCCGCACCCGCCGAAGGCUCAAAUGCCAAGGAGCCGCAACCAGCUCCUAAUGCCACGGAACGCGCUCCAGCUCCGAAGGCGCUGACCAAUUUUCAGAUGAGCUCCGGAAGCCCCUUCAAGUUUAACUUUACCAUCGACAAUGAUUCCGCUAAUGAUAUCAACUUCAGCGGGUUGAACUUAAACAAUUAGUUGCGAAUGAUCCAUUAUGGCAGACGACGGACUGAUGUUGUUCUUGUCACUACUUAUACAAAUAAAAGGUUUAUUAUAAAAAAUU
Messenger RNA from Drosophila biarmipes, 857 nucleotides. Its product is annotated as UPF0488 protein CG14286. Bases 152 to 772 code for a protein of 206 amino acids. The transcript has a single exon. Lineage: Eukaryota; Metazoa; Arthropoda; Insecta; Diptera; Drosophilidae. The record is from RefSeq and is a predicted model, not a curated record.